Messenger RNA from Oppiella nova, 657 nucleotides. The record is from the annotation of a GenBank genome assembly. NCBI's taxonomy places the organism in Eukaryota, Metazoa, Arthropoda, Arachnida, Sarcoptiformes, Oppiidae.
UUUACGAUAGGGAGCGGACAGAUCCAGUUGUGGCAGUUCCUGUUGGAACUCCUAUCGGACAGCAUUAAUACCAAUUGCAUCACAUGGGAGGGCACUAAUGGCGAGUUUAAGCUAACUGAUCCUGAUGAAGUGGCGCGGAGAUGGGGUGAGCGUAAGAGUAAGCCUAAUAUGAAUUACGACAAACUGAGUCGUGCGCUCCGGUACUACUACGACAAGAACAUUAUGACCAAGGUUCACGGCAAACGGUACGCCUAUAAGUUUGACUUUCACGGCUUGGCUCAGGCGUGUCAGCCGAAUGCGGGCGACUCGACGACAGCGGCCUAUAAGUAUCACUCGGAGCUGUUGCUAACUCCCGGUGCAUAUCACGCACACGCGUCCAAAUUGAACUCAUAUCUCGUGAGCGGCGCUCGUAAUGUGCAGCCAAUCAGCGCAUCCACACCACCGACCCAUUCACCGCUCUUCCCAUCAGCAACUGGUUAUUGGACAGCAUCUCCAUCUGCCUGUAAUCCUCUUUGCUCUAAUGGAUUAACUUCUCCCUCACUCACCACAUCCAUAUCUCAUCAUCACUCCCAUCAUCACCGGACUAAUGGAUUAACCACUUAUUACGCGUAGACAUGCAUUGUCUUAUGUAUUGUAUUAUAUAAAUAUUAUAAGUUA